Varanus komodoensis (Komodo dragon) is the source of this 2513-nucleotide messenger RNA. Its product is annotated as transmembrane protease serine 12-like. Gene Ontology annotation, biological process: proteolysis. The record is from RefSeq and is a predicted model, not a curated record. NCBI's taxonomy places the organism in Eukaryota, Metazoa, Chordata, Lepidosauria, Squamata, Varanidae. Bases 620 to 1897 code for a protein of 425 amino acids. Gene Ontology annotation, molecular function: serine-type endopeptidase activity. The transcript is spliced from 6 exons.
CUCAUAGAAAUCACCAUGGUUACUUUAAAUAACAUUAAGCAGAGGCAUAAUCCUUCCUGCUUACUCUAAGGAAACUCUACUGCCAAUAUCUGUAUAUCUGCAUGGAAUCUGUAGGUUUAAAAAGAUGGUUUGUAGAAUCACAGAAAUGGGAUUAAGACAUGCACAUGAUCUAACAGGAUGAUAUUCUAAGCAUACUUAUAGGGAAGUAAGUUCCAUGAACAUCAAAUAUGAAGAUUUCCAAAUAAAGUGAUUGAACAACAAUGCAGCCUAUUUAAUUGAUUCUCUAAUCUGUUCUAACUGGGACAGCAUCCUUAAGGCAUACACUCUAAUAUUCCUUGAAUCAAAACAUUUGGCAGUUUCUUUGGAACUAACUUCAGAGGUUGGUAAUUCACAGGAUGACUGAGCCAUUCAGCUUUGCUUUAUUUCUCCAAAAGAAGAUACUUCGGUAGCAUCUACUAUGCCAAACUGAUCAGUUUAACAGAAUCCCUUUUAGGAUCUACUGUAAAUAUGUAAUUUGUGAAUGCUGCUAUAUUUCACAUGGUGUUUGGUAGCAUGGCAGAUUAUAACUAUGUUUUGAUUUCUAGAAUGUGGGACAAGGCCUACUGUGAAGCAGCUAGCCAUGGGGACUCGGAUUAUAGGCGGACAUGAUGCAGAACUUGGGGCAUGGCCAUGGCAAGUUAGUCUUCAAGUUCAAGACAUUCAUGUGGGAUAUCGCCAUGUAUGUGGUGGAUCUUUAAUUAAUAACAACUCAGUGCUGACAGCAGCACACUGCAUUAAAAAUUAUGUAAACCCAGAUAUCUGGAGGGCUGUGCUUGGUUUACAUCAUCUUUAUAAAUACCAAUCUCAUACUGUAAAGCAUCAAGUCAAAGCUAUCAUGAUCCACCCUGAAUAUGAAAUGACAACCUAUGAAAAUGACAUUGCCGUGUUUAAACUACUCACAAUUGUCAAGUACAAUGACUAUAUUCAGCCCAUUUGCUUACCAAAGACUCCUCUUCUCUUGAAUGAUCAAACUCCAUGUUACAUAAGUGGAUGGGGCCAAACAAAAGAGAAUGAAUGUGGAACAAGGCCUGUUAUGAGUGAGAAAUCAUCAGGGAGUCGGAUUGUAGGUGGACAUGAAGCUCGGCCUGGGGCAUGGCCAUGGCAAGUUAGUCUUCAGAUUUACCGCAUUGGUGUAGGAUAUCUCCAUGUAUGUGGUGGAAGUUUAAUUAAUAAUGACUCUGUGCUGUCAGCUGCCCACUGCACUAGGAAAAGGAUGGACCCAGAGAUUUGGAGGGCUGUGUUUGGUUUGCAUCAUCUGUAUAGUCACAAGACCUAUGCGAUACGACGCCGGGUUACGAAAAUCAUGGUCCAUUCCCGCUACGACAGAGAGUCCCAGGAAAAUGAUAUUGCCUUGUUCAAGCUAAGCAAGUCUGUCAUGUUCAAUGAGUAUGUCCAACCCAUCUGCAUUCCUGACAAAUAUCUAAUUCUGGCCAAAGGCACUAAAUGUUACAUAGCUGGAUGGGGAAUGCAAAGCGAGAAUGGUACACCCAGUUAUCUAUUACAGGAGGCUGAAAUAGAAAUUUUCCCUCUAGAAAUCUGUAACAAAAUGGACUGGUAUGCAGGGACGAUAUCACAGAACAAUCUUUGUGCUGGCUCUGAAACUGGGCAUGUUGAUAGCUGCCAGGGAGACAGUGGUGGUCCUUUGAUGUGUGGUUUCCAAAAUAAGAAGUACUAUCUGAUAGGAAUCACCAGCUAUGGCUAUGGCUGUGGCCGGCCAAAAUAUCCGGGAAUCUAUGUAAAUGUGUCUAUGUACAGAAGCUGGGUAGUGUCAAGAGUCAGCAAAAACCCCACUGCAAACAUUCAGUGUGUUUUAAGCCUUUUGACUGUGGCAUGGGUAACCAUCAGUCUUGUUCUUUGAAAAGAAAAGUUCACUUUGCAUUCUGUUAGAAUUGCUUUAAACUUACUGCUUCCUCUUGCAAACUAGUCUUUUCAGCAAAAUUAUUUCAACAGCCAGUAGGAUUUGUAAUGUAUUAUUUUAUUCCCACCACGAUUAUCAUCCAUAACUUAGGUAUAUAAACCGAAAGGCACUGUUUAGUUCCAUAUAUAUGUUUUAUCUGCUCUAAAUGACCUGAUGGCAAUUGUUUUUCAAGCUGGUCUAAAGAGAUAAUGCAUAGUUUUUGUUUGUUUGUUUUUAAAGCACUAGAAAUUUUUUUACAUCUAGCAUGCCAUGUAAUAUAUAUUUUACCCCCCAAAAUAGACUGAAAACAUAUUUAAUCCAUAAUGCUGUAUAUGAGGAUAUAGAGAGGUAUAUAUGACAGAUGCCAAAUGUUUCCAUACUAUUUAUAGCAUUUUAAAAAUAAACUAUAUGUUGAAGUAGGAAGUGGAUAUCGUGUUUGAAAUUUAGGUUUAAUAUUUCUUCUGUCCUUUACUCUUAACUGACAGCAUCAGGGAGACAAAUGCAGGACCCUAUUUGUUACAUACAAGUUAAUUUUCCCAGCACAAAUCCUGAAAGUGUUUGCCCACAUACAAAAUUA